UGUUAAAUUAGGACGAGUAUAUGGGACUCGUUUCAUUCACAGAGCAUCAUUCGGCAGAGGUGGCGGGAGAACUUCACCCUUCAGCACAAUUCCCAGCGACACUUCGCCGUCUCAGACAUUGGGAAGGUCCACAGGAGGAAGAAUGUUUCUUGUUCUGCUCUUUGCGACAAUGUUUGAAGGGCAGGUCACAACAAACACUGCCCUAUGUGGUAACUGGGAGAUUCUCAAAGAUCUGUGCGCCGUGUGGUCGUUGCGAAAUGUUGGUCUGAUCUACAGCGGAUCCUUCGAACACGAACUACGCGAGAGUCACGCCCUGAAAGAAACAGUCGAGAAGCUGGGAGACGUGGGAGUGAGCGUUAGUAUCCACAAACCACCAGAGCUUCUGUAUGCACAUACGUUCACAGAUGUCACCCUCGUCGCCUUCAUUGUUUUGUCACAGGACAGCUCGACUCUGCUGUACCUCCAACAGGCACGUAAUAUAUUGAGUUAG
This is a messenger RNA of Cryptotermes secundus, 490 nucleotides long. RefSeq lists its product as uncharacterized. The record is from RefSeq and is a predicted model, not a curated record. NCBI's taxonomy places the organism in Eukaryota, Metazoa, Arthropoda, Insecta, Blattodea, Kalotermitidae. The transcript has 2 exons. The coding region runs from base 143 to 490 and encodes 115 amino acids.